This is a messenger RNA of Coregonus clupeaformis (lake whitefish), 3608 nucleotides long. Its product is annotated as juxtaposed with another zinc finger protein 1. The record is from RefSeq and is a predicted model, not a curated record. NCBI's taxonomy places the organism in Eukaryota, Metazoa, Chordata, Actinopteri, Salmoniformes, Salmonidae. Bases 116 to 847 code for a protein of 243 amino acids. The transcript is spliced from 5 exons. Gene Ontology annotation, cellular component: nucleus.
UACUCCCCUAGCUGCUGUUGUGUCCUGCCUGGCUCCCCGCUCUGCCCUGCUCCUUCCCCGGACCCGAAGCCCGCCUCGGCUACCGAACUCCCAGUGAAUGCACUAGCCAGCAACCAUGACAGGCAUCGCCGCCGCGUCUUUCUUCUCCAACUCCUGCAGGUUCGGGGGUUGCGGGCUCCAGUUCGAGUCUUUGGCCGAGCUAAUCGUCCACAUCGAGGACAAUCACAUCGACACAGAUCCUCGUGUUCUGGAGAAACAGGAGCAACAACAGCCCACCUACCUAGCCCUAAGCUACAUCAACAGGUUUAUGACUGACGCGGCACGUCGGGAGCAGGAGACCCUGAAGAAGAAGGCCACGCCCAAACUUUCCCUGUCAAUCACAGGUGGCGUGUCUCGGAACAGCGUGGCCACGCCUCCACGGCACAGCAACGGCAACCUGACUCCUCCUGUGACUCCUCCCAUCACACCAUCCUCCUCCUUCCGUAGCAGCACACCCACAGGCAGUGAGUAUGAUGAUGAGGAGGUGGACUAUGAGGAGUCAGACAGUGAUGAGUCCUGGACCACAGAGAGUGCCAUCAGCUCAGAGUCUAUCCUCAGCUCCAUGUGUAUGAACGGAGGAGAGGAGAAACCCUUCGCCUGCCCUGUGCCUGGCUGCAAGAAGAGAUACAAGAAUGUAAACGGUAUUAAAUACCACGCCAAGAACGGCCACCGGACCCAGAUCCGUGUGCGGAAGCCCUUCAAGUGCCGCUGUGGGAAGAGCUACAAGACGUCCCAGGGCCUGAGACACCACACCAUCAACUUCCACCCGCCCGUCUCCGCCGACAUCAUCCGCAAGAUGCAGGGCUAGAGAUUCCCCCCCGAUUCCUCACCAGCACUCCCAACCCAACCACCCCAAACUUUUUCAAUCGUCAAUAUCCACCCCACCUUGACCAACCACACAAAACAAAGCCCUAUCCCUUCUGGGCCAACUUUAAGGGUGACAACCCAAACCCCUAUCCCUUCUGGCCCAACUUUAAGGGUGACAACCCAAACCCCUAUCCCUUCUGGCCCAACCUUAGGGAUGACAACCCAAACCCCUAUCCCUUCUGGCCCAACCUUAGGGAUGACAACCGACACCCCUAUCCCUUCUGGCCCAACCUUAGGGAUGACAACCCAAACCCCUAUCCCUUCCUCCCACACACAAAAGGAUCUAGUGCAUGCUUUAAGUUGUUUUGUCGUUAGCCUUUUUUAUGUCUAGUAUUACAUUCUAUGAUUUUCACAUGUUACUCUAUCUUUUGUUAUUUUUUAAUGAUAUGCAUCUUUAUAGACUUUUUUUUUAUUGUUGGUACAUUUGCACAUUCUUAUGCUAUCCCAACUAUUUGUUACUUUUUGUAUUGACAUACGGUGCUAACAAAAAGGAAGAAAGAAAAGCAAAAGAGAAAAGAGGAAUAAUGUAUGAGUUGGAUUAUACAGUCUAUAUAUAGAUAUAUAAACAAUAGAUAGAUAUGUGUAUAUAUACAAAUAUAAGUAUUCAUGAGCAUAUACAAAAUAGUUCCACUUUAUUUUCAAGCUUUAUUUUAUACUUUAUUUUUCAAUAUAUUUUCCACAUAUUUUCUUUUUAUAUUUUAUCGAUAAGUGUUUUUUCAUUCCUCAACCCCGAGACAACCUGUUCUGUUGUCAUAGGUCAAAUAAUUUGAAACAGCUAGGUGACCUCAGGUCUAGAUAUCCCCAGCAGCAAAAACAAAGAGACUAUGGCUUGAAUCCUAACUUCAGAUCUGCAUCCCUAAAUCAAUUCUUCACAGUCCCUAUUGAUUUUAAUGCACAAGUUACGCAUACAGAUUUAAUGUUAGCUUUCAGCCCAUAUAGAGCAACAAGUAAAGUAUUGAAUUCCUUCAUUCCCUCUGUUCUAGAACGGUUCUAGGACUACUCCCUAAUGAUUCCGGAAUGGAUUGUGCAUCCUGUAUUCCAGAAUGUUGUUCCAGACUGUACAGGGUGAGCAGACCAGUUGAGGCAUCAUUCUAUAUUCCAGUUGCCAAGUGUUGUUUCUGGUUACUUUUCCAUGAUCAUUGCCAACAGCUCUCUACUGCCAAACAUUGACCAUACCUUGUGCCUGAGGAGGGUGGGGGGAGAGAGACUGUCAUACGUUUUCAUCCAAGAGGCGCGCAAACGUGUCAAGGGAAUACCGUCUCAUUGCACCUCCAGUGUGUAUGUGUGUGAAUGUAUGUGAUUGUUGAUGGUAUGUUUUAGUGUUUGUGCAUGCGUUUGUCUUAAAGGGAAUAUGUGUGUAUCUCGAGAGAUUACACCUACAAACUUUGAUUGCCUUGCAUUGUAGGCUACAGCAUUCCAGUACAGUGUGUGUGUUGCUUCUUAGCCAAGUCUUUCAGCAGUAUCUGAGCUUUUCAGCUUCUAGUGUUAUUAUUCUGCUUUCUCUGUUCCAGCCCUCCAUAGUGUUUUAUAAUAUAUGGCUGUUUCAAAUGACACCCUGUGUCUCAUUAUAAAGGAGUCCUAUGUGUUAAGAGUGCCAGGUCACUGUGUGUUCUAAAUGACACCCCAUUCCAUAUAGUGCACUACUUUUGAUCAGAGCCCUAUAGGCCCUUGGUCAAAAGUAGUGCGCUGUAUAGGGAAUGCCAUUUGGGUUGCAGAUAGUGUCAUAACCAGGCCCUUGCCCAUUGCUUCUGUAAAGCAGGAUUCUGUCUGGUGUACUGUCAAAUUGUGUCAAUGUAAGCAUGUUCUGACCCAUUUGGGAUACCAUGCCUUCAGAGUACAGCGGAGUGGUGUAGUGUCAAAAAGUGGUGCCCAUUGGCAAGAUGUGACCCGUUCCAGGCCCUAAAACAUUUCUAACCUGUUGUUCUGUUCUGUGAUGAUGGUCUGAGUCUGUGAUGGUACCUCAACACACAUGCUUGACUGUUGCCAUAACAACCCUUGACGUGGGUGUGGAAAAGUGCACCUGAAGGUCAGGGCGUCUGAGUAGGAGUGCCUAGCUAGAAACAGAUUUGCCUUUGAAACCAUCAUGAAUAAGAGGGGGGACCUGAUCCUAGAACAGAAUACAGGCCCAGGUUACAAGACAGAAAUAAAAUGUCAGUGAAAGAGGAAGGUAGCAUUGUUGGGGUAGUCAAAGGUAGCGUUUUUGAGUGUGGCCAUACAGAACUCAUCCCGGCGUUCCGGAGUCUCUGUGCCGGGUUUUCCAUACUUGGAAGCCUUGGCUCCAGAGCAUUUUGGCGAGGGAUCAGAGAGGGAGUUCGACAGAGACCAGAAUUCGCCAGAUCGGGACCUGUCCUCUCCCCGCAGAGAUACAGGUCACUAUGGUUAGUUUAAAAACACUGUUUAACAGGGUGACUGACAGUAUUACACAGCAGGAUGGGAGGAGUACAGUCGUGUGUGUGUGUGUGAGGGGGACUAUUCUGAUAUACCGUGUACAGUGAAUGUAUUGUAAUGUGUGUCUUAAGUGCUUUUUAAAUUAUAUUUUUGUAUGUUAAGUGGAGAACAAUGUUUCCUAUUUGUACGGAGGCAACAGAGGUUGAGGAAGGAAACCUGUGUACUAUAUCAAACUGUUUUUAUAUAAGCUGCUGCGUCAUAAAUGUGAACACUAUUACAUUUGAAAACAAAUAAAUAGAGAACUGUAGCCAGAA